Ceratosolen solmsi marchali is the source of this 8912-nucleotide messenger RNA. RefSeq names its product domino helicase (gene dom). The coding region runs from base 185 to 8512 and encodes 2775 amino acids. The record is from RefSeq and is a predicted model, not a curated record. Gene Ontology annotation, molecular function: histone binding; ATP binding; ATP hydrolysis activity. Gene Ontology annotation, biological process: chromatin remodeling. The transcript is spliced from 30 exons. NCBI's taxonomy places the organism in Eukaryota, Metazoa, Arthropoda, Insecta, Hymenoptera, Agaonidae. Gene Ontology annotation, cellular component: Swr1 complex.
UUUUCGUUUUCGGUUAAGGCGAAAGGGAAGCAACGGGACGCGCGCGCCUCUGCCUUUUCUCAGAUCUGGGGAUUGGUGAAUUAAGUCGCGGAUUUUGGUAUUCCGGUGUGUGCGCGCACACACGGAAGUCUGCGGAUGGCUCGUCAUCGCGGAAUUUCACUGAUUACAUUAUGUAUCAUGUGUAAUGAGUGAUAAACAAGGUGCGCCUACUUUGCCGCCCCUUACUGGGGGUGGAGGAAAUAAUGGGGGAAGCAAUGGAGGUGCACCACAGCAAACUGUCAGUUUGCAACAGGUUUUUGCCAAUGUUCUUACAUCAGCUAAUGUACAACAGUUUGUCCUUGCAUCCCAGGUUCCUGGCCUCGCACAGGUUUUACCUAGCGGUAGUGCGGCAAAUCAGUCCAUUGGCGUUACACGUAUUGUUAAUCUUUCGAACACGACACCGCGCGUUAGUGUGGUUAACGUCACUGGAGCUAGCGGCACUGUUACCGGAACGACGCUCACAUCACCCAGCCGUCAGAAUCCGAAGCUCGUGUUGACGACAUCACCCAAGCUGGUACGCACCUCCAUAGCCAACAUGUUUGUGACGCCUACGUCCCAAGUGUCUGUACAGUCGCCACCCGCAAAAAAAAAGUCGCGACUAACUGAGAACACGGAAAAAGCCACCUUAGUCGAGUUGGACUCGAUGGGCUACCGACGUCGUAUAAUGGAGCACAAGCUCAAGCGUAUGCGUUCAAUACGAGAAAAAUUGAAUGAUAACGCUUCAGAACUCUUUUUUCUUCACAAUGGUGGCAAUCUCAUGGAUUAUCAUACAUGGAAGAAAAGGCCAUCGACAGCCCAGUAUCUCCAUUUUAUGAAGCAGCAAAGUCUGGAAGCAGACGAGGAUGAGAAAGAACUUCUUCAGAGUUUGGAAAUGAUUGCUCCGGCUACAGCGACGAUUGCAGUGGCAACGGUAGCAGCAAAUAUGACGUCUAUGUCAACGACUACAACUACUACUGUUACGACAACCAACAGCCCGACACCCAUAACCUCGGCAACAUCUCAAAGUACAGAGGUCAUAGUUACAGGCGUAGGUGGUACACCCGUUGCAGUCUCUACGACAUUGCCCCCAGCUGUUGCGCAACUUAGUCAACAAGGUGGAACACCAAUUGUAAUAGAUUCCUCAAAACCUAAUUCAACACCAUUGGAAAAUCCUGUAACAGAUAAAAUGACAGCAACUAUUCCAAUUGAAAAACCUGUUACACCUCCAAUUACAUCAGCUCAACCUGUAGUUAAACUUGUAAAAUUACCUACUUCUUCAAUAUCUCCGUGUGAUACUGUUAGUAAUCAAGAACAAAUUGUAGAAAAAGCGAAACAGGAAGCUUAUGUAAUGCAAAGGAUUGCAGAAUUACAACGAGAAGGUUUAUGGUCAGAACGAAGAUUACCUAAAGUUCAAGAACCUCCAAGGCCAAAAGCUCACUGGGAUUACUUAUUAGAAGAAAUGGUUUGGCUUUCUACAGAUUUUGCACAAGAAAGAAAAUGGAAAAAAUCAGCAGCAAAAAAAUGUGCACGGAUGGUUCAAAAGUACUUCCAAGAGAAAGCUAUACAAGCUCAAAAAGCGGAAAAAUUAGAAGAGCUUCGAUUAAAGAAAAUUGCUGGUUUUAUUGCAAAAGAAAUAAAAACAUUUUGGGCCAAUGUUGAAAAGCUGGUAGAGUAUAAACAACAAACUCGAUUAGAAGAAAAGCGAAAGAAAGCAUUAGAUCAACAUUUAAAUUUUAUUGUUGAUCAAACAGAAAAAUAUUCAUCUUGGUUAACAGAAGGAUUGAAUAAAGGGGAAGGUAAUCAUAGUACACCAGCUUCAAUACACAGUUCUCGAAUAUCUUCACCUACUAGCGCUGAAAAACAUUCGGAUGAUGAUUUCAAGCCAAAUCAGUGCUCUGAUGAUGAUGAAGAAACAAUAGCUAAAGCAGAAGAGGAAAUGAAAUCAAAUCAUAAAGAAGAAGUGGAAUUAUUAAAAAAAGAAUCAGAGCUUCCAUUAGAAGAUCUACUGAAAGAAUUACCACCAAAUUAUCUGGAAGAAAGAGAUAAAAGUUUGUCCCCUUUGCCUAGGGAAAUUGUAGAAGAGGAAAGUGAUAAUGUUGAAGGUAAAGAUGCUGAAUUCACUGUAGCAUCAGAUGAAUCUUCAGAUGAUGAGGAAGAUACAAUUCAAGAACAAGAGAAGUUAGAAAAGAAUGUAGAUCAUAAACAGGAACUCGAUGAUCUAAAGGCUGAAAACGAAAUGUCGAUAGAUGAACUCAUGGCAAAAUAUAGAAAUACACCAGAAACUCCUAUGGAUAUUGAUAGUGAUGAUGAUUCUGAUAAAGAUGAAGAUGAUGAACAGGAAUCAGACUCUGAAAAUGAAACUGAAAGUGAAGAUGAAACACAGGAUGAUUCUCAAACACAAAGUGAUGAAGAGACUACAGUUGGAUUGAAAUCUUUACUUGAGGAUUUAUCUGAUGAAAAUAAGAGCAUGAAAGAAGUAACAGAAAAACAAAAUGAAAUGGAUUCUGUCGCAGCUCUAGCAGAAAGUAUACAACCAAAAGGGAAUACGUUACUUACUACAAGUGUUGUUACAAAAAUUCCAUUUUUACUGAAACAUUGUUUACGUGAAUAUCAACACAUUGGAUUAGAUUGGCUAGUCACAAUGUACGAGAGAAAAUUAAACGGUAUUCUUGCGGAUGAAAUGGGUUUGGGUAAAACCAUUCAAACGAUUGCGCUUCUGGCACAUUUAGCGUGUGAAAAAGGAAACUGGGGUCCUCAUUUAAUUAUAGUACCAACGUCUGUGAUGCUUAACUGGGAAAUGGAGUGUAAAAAGUGGUGUCCUGGUUUUAAAAUUUUAACUUAUUAUGGUACACAAAAGGAAAGAAAGCAAAAAAGAACAGGAUGGACUAAACCUAAUGCAUUUCAUAUAUGUGUUACGUCGUAUAAACUCGUUAUUCAAGAUCAUCAAAGCUUUAGGAGGAAAAAAUGGAAAUAUCUUAUUUUAGAUGAGGCACAAAAUAUUAAAAAUUUUAAAUCUCAAAGAUGGCAACUAUUAUUAAAUUUUCAAACACAAAGGCGAUUAUUAUUGACAGGAACCCCACUACAAAAUAAUUUAAUGGAAUUAUGGUCUCUUAUGCACUUCCUUAUGCCAAAUGUAUUUCAAUCUCAUCGAGAAUUUAAAGAAUGGUUUAGUAAUCCUGUAACUGGAAUGAUUGAAGGAAAUAACGAAUACAACGAAAAUAUCAUUCGACGUCUUCAUAAGGUUUUGCGUCCAUUCCUUUUAAGAAGACUAAAAUGCGAAGUUGAAAAACAGCUACCAAAGAAAUAUGAACAUGUUAUCAUGUGUAGAUUAUCAAAACGUCAAAGGUAUCUUUAUGAUGAUUUUAUGUCAAGGGCAAAGACAAAGGAGACUUUAGCUAGUGGCAACUUGUUAAGUGUUAUUAAUGUUCUCAUGCAAUUGCGUAAAGUUUGUAAUCAUCCAAAUUUAUUUGAAGUGAGACCGACAGUUUCACCAUUUCAAAUGGAAGGAAUUGAUUAUCAUACCGCUUCUUUAGCAUGGAGUGCUUUAGAUUAUGAUCCUUUUAAGCACAUCGAUUUAUCUUGUUUGAAUCUUCUUUUGGUUGAUUUGGAAUGUCUUCUUACUGCGUUUGUAGCUCACAGAAUUAGACGGUUAAAAACACAGCGAAAACUAAUUGAGGAAAUUGAUAGUCAAUUAGAACUUCCUCGAUGUCCAUCAGGCAAAAUAAAAAUUAACGUUAGGUUAUCUAAUCAGGUAUCCAAAGCAACUACAGCAACACAACAAAGUCCACAGCAAAUUAAAAUCAAAAGCUUUCCUGGUAUUCUGCCAACGCCAAGAGUAGGAACUUCACCAUUGGUUAAAAAUAUGAAUAGUCAAGCUCCAACAGGGCAAGGUGUUACUUUGAAAGUUGCUGGAGGACAACAGUUACAAGGAUUUUCUGUUCAAUUAGUACCGCAUCAAGGAGGUGUUAAAGCUAUUCCAGUUGGAACAGUUGCUCAGAAUAUUCAAAGUACAGCGACAGUUUCUCCAACCACAACAGGUAUAAAUGCUCAAAGAAUAAUUGUUGGUAAUUCAAAUAUUAAAGAUGGACCUCAAAGAUUAACAACACAUACUUAUACAGUAAAGCAUGGCGAUUCCGUCCAAAAAUAUCAAGUUCCUAGUUUUGCUCAGUUAGUACAGACAUCAACCGGCAGACAUAUCAUUUUGACUAAUCCCAAUCAACAAACAACUAAUGCACUUUCUUUCCCGGUAAUGACUUCUAGUGGUCAAAGACUAACAGUUCUUUCUAAACAAAUUAUGGGUUUGUCAACACCCGUAUCCGUAAACAAAGUAAUAAGUGGAGUUGUUACUUCAACAACAGGGGGAAUAAGUGGUAGACCAGUUAUGCGAGUACCUCCUCUUAAUGUGAGUACAUCACAAUCUGCUGGACAAGUACAAUCGCAAACGCAAAUUCGCUGUGUUGCAAGAAAUACUCAAAAAGAUAAUGAAAAGAAUCAAGAAAAAGAAACACCAAAAUCUGAAUUUUAUCUGCCACAAUUAGAAGAGACUAGACGACAGAAACGACAGGCCAAACUUAUUUCCUUAGCCGACAUAAAUGAGCGACGAUGUGCAGCAUGUCCUUUAUACGGUGAGGACCUGUUUCUGGCACUGAGAAUAGGUAAACCAGCAACAGCAUGUCAGUGGCAUAGUGGUUGGGUUCAUUGUGCUUCUAAAAAUGAGCCUAUGCGUACGAAAAGACAAUUUUUCUCACGUACAGAAGCUUUAGCCGAGGCCAUUAAAACCACUGAACAAAUUGUUGAAGAACUGAAAGAGAUUUUUGAUAGAUUUGUCAUUUAUGUUCCCGCGGUGCGGGCAUCCUUGCCUCGAUUUAAUAUCUCACAUCCACCUCCUCAUAAAUUAUGGAAAGAUCAACGCUUAAAGAUAGAGCUUAAACGAAAUUUGUCUUCGAAAUUAGCCUUGUUUCAUCCCAUUAUAAGAUCGAUGUUGACACAAUUUCCGGAUCCUCGAUUAAUACAGUACGAUUGCGGUAAAUUGCAGUCACUCGAUACAUUAUUGAGACAGUUAAAGUCGGAAAAUCAUAGAGUUCUCAUUUUUACGCAAAUGACUAGAAUGCUCGACGUUCUUGAAGCCUUCCUAAAUUAUCAUGGAUAUAUAUAUUUGAGACUUGAUGGUACUACAAAAGUUGAUCAGAGACAGGUCUUGAUGGAAAGGUUUAACAAUGAUAAGAGGAUAUUUUGUUUCAUUUUAUCAACCAGAUCUGGUGGUAUAGGUGUUAAUUUAACAGGAGCUGAUACGGUUGUAUUUUAUGAUAGUGAUUGGAAUCCUACCAUGGAUGCCCAAGCUCAAGAUAGAUGUCACAGAAUAGGACAAACAAGGGAUGUACAUAUUUAUAGGUUAAUAAGCGAAAGAACAGUAGAAGAAAAUAUUUUGAAAAAAGCAAAUCAGAAAAGACUACUUGGUGAUCUUGCUAUCGAAGGUGGUAACUUUACAACUGCCUAUUUUAAAAGUUCUACUAUUCAAGAUUUGUUUGACGUUGAUCAGUCAGAAACUGAUGCCAGUGCACGAAUGGCUGAAGUAUUAGAUCAAAAUAAGGAUAGAGAAAGAAAUUUACACAAAGAAUUGUCACAAUCUGAUGAUAAAAUGGCGAUUGGAGCACUGGAGAGUGCACUUGCUGCAGUUGAAGAAGAUCUUGAUGUACAAGCUGCAAAGACUGCAAAAGCAGAAGCUGUUGCAGAUUUGGCUGAAUUCGAUGAAAAUAUUCCUGUCGAUGAUGCGGAUAAUGAUGAAACACAGGUCAGCAAGGCCGAAAUGGAAGUUCAAAACAUCGUAUCGCAAUUGACUCCGGUUGAGCGUUAUGCUAUGCGAUUUGUUGAGGAGUCAGAUGGAACCUUUUCUGCAGCCCAACUCGCCGCAGCGGAGCGUGAAUUGGAAGAACAAAAAAAGGAAUGGGAGUUGGAUCGACUUAGAGCGAUGCGUGAGGAAGAGGAACGCCAUUUGCGUAUGACCGAUGACGACGAGAAUCCACUCACUUUUACUCGCGAGGAUGCUCAGAAUCAGAUUUGGUUAUCAGAAAAUACCUUGGAACAGAUGCCGAUGUGGUGCCCACCAACUCCUCCUACGUCGGAUAAUGAUGUAUACAUCGAUUAUUCUUUGGGGUUCCUCUAUGAUAGUACUCCAAUGUCAGAAGCGCAAUUGCCGCCAAUUUAUGUUAAAAAGGAGCAAAAACGAAGUCGCGUUGAUGCUGGAUCUACGGACAGAGAUGGUCGUCGACCCAUAAAAGUUAGACAUAAGGAAGAAUCCGUGUAUGCCCCUCGAUCGUUGUUUGAUCGUCCAUCGCCAGCUUUAACUAAAAUGCGUCGUGACAUAAAACUGCACAAAUAUCGCGGAAUGAUGAGGCCACCUAUAACAAUGACAGGGGUAAAGCCUUCUGCCAUGAUAAAGUCAGCUACAGAGCAAGAGCCAGCACUGGAAUGGAUGAUUCAUGAGGACUGGGCUCUUCUUCAGGCCAUACAAAUUUAUCAAGGCCUACAUUUGAAUUUAAUGAUUAUUUCGCCGGGCCAUACGCCCAACUGGGAUUUGGUAGCAGAUAUUGUUAACAAUAUCUCAAGGAUUUACAGGUCACCCAAACAAUGUAGAAGUAGAUACGAAGCCAUAAUUGUACCAAGAGAGGAAGGCAAGCUUCUGUACGAUACAACACCAAAAAAACAAAAAAAACAGAAAGGAGUAUAUAAAAUUUCCCAAGUGUCAGAGCAACAGAAUAAGACAAAUCGACCAAUGAGAACGUCACAAUUGUAUAAUCAAGAUAAGAAUCAUUCAUUUACGACAACGUGUUGUCAACGCUUUGAUACAAUAAAAUCAGUAUCAAAUAAGCGCGCUCCAACGGUGAAGGCAUUAUUAGUUAAUCCGAUGAUGAAAAAUCCAAAACAUGCGGCAGUUUUAGCUGAUUGUGGUAUUCAGUAUGAUAGUCCGUUAGCUCCUAUAGAUGUGGCCACACGCCGAGCAGAAAGAUUGGCGAAAGAAAAAUUAAAAAAUGCCGUUAGCACCUCGGUAAUGACGGCGGAACAGCAACAACAAGCAGCGGCACGACUUAUUCAGCAGCAGCAGCAACAACAGCAACAGCAACAACAGCAGAUUCUCGCUCAACAGGUUCAACAAAAUGUUACUACGAAUGCCCAAAUUCACCAAUUGAGUCAAGUGGUAACAACUGUGGCAACUGCAACGGGAGGCGUAACAUCAAUAAAGGCUUCGAACGUGGCGGCAGUGAGUUCGUCCAAUAUAGCGAGUACGAAUGUAAAGACACGCGUGAGUAGUGCCGUCGGUAUGCAAGACGUGCGUCCGAGUCCCACUAUCGUCGCCAAUUUACAUACCGGUCAGCGCCUUACUAGUGGAAGCCUUGUCACUACAACUCAGAAUCCUGCUAUCAUUGCCCAGAAGAACAUUGUCGGCUAUACUCUCGCCACAGCCAACAGUAAAAACCUCACACCAGCUCAAAUUCAGUAUGUCAAGCAACAGCAGCUCUUGCGUCAACAGCAACAACAGCAGCAGCAACAGCAGCUGAAAGUGUUGCAGGCACAGGCGGCUAGUGGUCAGAAAAUGUCGGUAGCAGUGUCGACAACUGCUGCCCAGCAACGCAGUGCUACUCUUAUGAAACAAGCGGGGCCUGCCGGUACAACUCUCGCGCAGCAACAAGUGGCUACGGCAAAACAGCAUCUCACCACUCGACAGGUUUCCGAGUCGGAUAUGGCUGCAUUGCUUAAACGUCAACAGCAGCAGGGCAAGACGGUGACGCAAGUGCAAGUACCAGCUCAAGCUGGACUCGCUGCAAAUCAAGUUUAUUCACAAGCGGGUUUACAGGUGCAGCAAGCGAGUACCUCAGGGGCAGCCGCACCAGUCGCAACACUUGUCAAGACUGCUGGUACUGUUACUGGGGUCAGGACCGCUACACCUCAGCAAAUUAGACACCUGGCCCUACAUCCCCAGAUACUUGCACAGCGCAAAUUACCCGGUCAAAAAGUGACUCAGUUGGCACAAGUUGCCGGAAAGGGUGGUGUACAAACUCAACUAAUUGUGCAACAGAAGGGUGGUCUUCAGGGUACAAUGACUGUUCAACAAUUACAGCAGGUUAUGAAGCAAGUGCAACCUGGUAGUACCAUGCAGCAGUUUACUCAUGUUUCUGCUGGACAAGCAGCUGCUCAACCAAGCCAAGUUGUGCUGGCCAAAUCACCCCUUCAAACACGCGUGAUUCCAGUGUCCUCCAGUGCUUUGAAGCAAACGAUUCAAGUUGUGGCGGCUAGCACCGCUCAACUUCGCCAAGCGACGCCCGGUCAGGGAAAACCGAUUGUCACUACAGCCAGAGCCAGUCCAGGCCCAAGCCAAGUUAGGCUUCAAACAAUAUCUCAUCAAGCGCACGUCCAACAGCAAGUGUCGCAGCAACAACAGCAACAGCAGCAACAACAACAGCAACAGCAAACUUCCACCGAUUCACAACCUAAAUAAAUGAUUUUUUACGUAACUGAUUUAAGGUGUAGAGUAUAAUAGCGAUCGUGCUUCAUUUUAAACGACAAUUGUACGACGAUACUUCCGUUGCAAAGAUUUGCAUUGUAAAUUAAAAAUUGAACAUUCCAUAUUUGCUUCUAGAUAUUCUCAGCCCUUAUGACCUUAUGACCUUAUGUAAAGUACGUGGAUACGUCAGAUUUUAAAACUGCAUUCUUCGUGUUUGUAUAUUCAAAUGUCUGUUCAUUACUUAAUUUUCAUGCUGAUUUUGAUUUUCAUAUUUUCUGAUAACAAAUAUACGAUCUGAAUUUAGCAUUUAAUAUCAGAAAAGUAAUACAAAUAGAUAUUUCGCAAUAUUUAAUUAUAUUCAUAAUUGAUAUUAAAGGUGAUAAUUAUAGUUUAA